ACCACCUUAGCGGCCGACGGCCCGCGCGCGUGUGCUAGUGUUGUUUGCUGCCGCUGCUGAUAGCAGAGAAUGGCGAACGCCACCGAGCACCGCGUGCGGAUGCCGGCUGAUCCUCCCGCCGGCGACGACAAGGCCGCGCAUCCUGAGAAGCGGCUGGACCGCUUCGUGCACUCGGUCGCGCCGAUGGAGAGGCUGGGAAACGCGCUGGGCAUGUUUGCGCUCGCGUGGGCGACCAUCGUCCUGCUCGGCGGCUACCCCACGCAGCUCCGCUGGCAAUAUUUCUUGAUCACGACCAUCGUAAUUUUCAUGGAAGGCGUGGGGCAUUGAGGUCUGGUUACCUUGUACCCUAUGUGGUGAGCUUACCAGCUACACCUUAUACAAGAUCACACCAAUAAAAACAACACUGCAAUCACAACGAACUGGAUGAUGAUGAUGAAGUAGCCCAAACUGUCGAUCCCACUUGCCAACUUCAACACUGCAUACCUGCUUGAGCAUGGCCUUGGAGUAAGCAUUCUCCGUCGUCUGCCUACUCAUAAACCCUUUGUGGCAGCUGUUUUGUAACCCGCCCCUUGUUUAUCGCAUGCUUUCCAUGAACAGUAAAACCUCUGUGGUAGUUCUGGGUGGGUGUGUUGAGGAACUCUGUGUCCUUGGGGUGAGCGUAUGAAAGAAAUACAGCUGCAUGGUUAGUUGGACAACAGCGAGGUUACUUGCGAUUGGCAUGGUACAUAGGUUUAAAUAGGUGGUUCGUGAGCUAACCGCGGUGUGGCCUUGAUAGUGCUCUGCCCCCAAAAGGAUCGAGCAGGUCUCCUGAUCCCAUGAAGCACCGCUGAGGUCUCUAAGGCUUGGGCACUAUAAUCCACCUCGCUCUCCACUUCCUAAGGUGGUUGUAGACCUGAGGCGAGGUGACUUCCUGCCCACAAAACUCGAAUACCUCCUUUGCAACAACGUUCAAGUGCACCUCCUUGAAGCCCUUGUCAGUCUUCACCCCAUUGGGUAUGAUUUCACACAUCUUGUUAAGCACGAAUGUCGACAGGAACGACUGCCAUUUCAUGGAGUUUCCCCUGCCCUCCUUCUUUUUCUUUGCGGCUACCUUUUGAGUAGCAACAUAAGCUGCAUCAUUGGGCUGACCAGCACAAAUGAUGUAGCCACAAAUGGUGGAACCAUAGGAGACACCUCGAAAACAUCUAAAUCAGGAGGCAUCUGGUCGAUGGGAGGCCGAGAGUCCUCGAUAUAGGACACCGAAAACUGGCACUGGGACAAGACAAGGACCUGACUAAAGUCUUGCAUGCUCAUGUCCUAUAAGUGUAAGCAUCAACAAGAGUGGAGCAAUACUACACAUUGAUAGUAGGAACUAGAACUAAACAUGGACAGUAUGAACGAACACUACAUAUGGACAGUAUGAACAAGCACUACUACACAUACAAGCGGAUGAUCUAGUUCAACACAUCAUCUCAAAUCAUAGCAAGGAGUUCAACAAACUAGCACACUACCGCACAUCAAGUGUAGUACCAAUCCAUCACCGCUAGCCAUCAAACCUUGCUGACAUGGAAACAAUUCCUAGCAUGCUUCAAAUCCAUCACCACUAGCUACCAGAACAUCACAUUCACACAGAUUGACUAUAUAUACAACAUGGUCACAGAUCUAACCCUACCACAUGCUCACAGGUCUAACUAGAACGAGUACAUAUAAGGGGGUGAUUGAACUCACAGACUCUAUCGGAGCAUCUCGAAGGAGGGGCAGAACACGUCGGAGAAGAGUAGGACUCGAAUCGCAGCCGCCAUUAGCCGAUGACCGGAGCAGGAGUGCCACUUACCUGGUCGUCAUUGUCAAUCCGCACCGGAGGUACAAUGGAAGGCCGAUGGCCAGAGCAGGAGUGCCACUUACCCGGUCAUCAUUGUCAAUCCGCGAUGCGUUCCCCUCGCCUGUAUUGCUCGAGCCUGGCUCACUGGAAACGGCCGAAUCCCAGCAGGCCUGGCUCACAUGGAACGACCGAAUCACAGCGAGCCUCGCUGGGGGUGCUUUAAGUACUAUGCUAUGCAACAUUUUGAUGCAGCCCAACCAACCAAACAACCUAUUUUCUUCCCUUGUUGGCUUGGUUAGGCUUGAUGAAGGCCACAAAAUGCGUCAUAAGCUGCACAUUCACAGUUUUUUUAAGUACAUCUAGAAAAAGAAAGAGCACCAGUUGCCACACGCAACCCAUUUGACGAUAAAGGGUUUCUCACCGCUUUAUAUUAUAAAGCAACCAUCCGAUAAAACGAGCUCGCUGGGGCCACAACACAAACAAGCCCAAAAGAAAAAGAGAGAAAACGAAAGAGAAACAAACGCCGCAACGGCAGAUCGACGAAACAAAGAUGGCCGGCAACCGCUGCACCCUAUGGAGAAGUACCAUUGUGCUUCUAGCACUCUAAAGCGCCGCGUACCGAGCAACACGUUCAAGAAAGAAUGCGACGACGACGACGUCGCUGCUGCCCGGACAUGUGAGUUCAAUCACCCCCUUAUACCGAGCUGACAGUGUACCUGAUACUAUCUGUGGUCGUGCUUCUACUCACAGUCAGCAGGCUGCAGUUCCCAAGAAUAGUCAAACUAGUAGACUGCACUCUUGGCAACAAAAUAGUAUUUUGGCGUCGAGUUAUUAUGAACUUGUGCAUGUUGGCUGCAAUGGUAUUGCCCAUCGUCACUUCCCAUGGCGAUGUAAGAGGGGCGAUGAUCAUGUUAGACAUAUUUGGUCUAAUGAUAGCGUCAUUUGGCAACCUCCAGAUUCCUGCAGCAGUAGUGCGCAUUGGGCUGGCACUGUGGGGCCUUAUAGUUAUAAGGCAAUACUCACAUGAUGAUCAUGAAAAUGCCGACCAGACAAAUCUUGUGCCAUCCCAUUUAAUCUUUUAUAUGAUGGUGCUUGGCCAGGGAAUACUCUAUAUUGUUGGUGGCAUCCUUGAGAUCUUCUCAUUCAUCCUACGGUGGUCCCUCACCCUUCAUGCUGGAUUUAGAGGUCCCCAAGGACUGGAAUAUGUCAAUUUAUACUAUGCAUAUGUCUUCGACAAAUGCAUGAAAGGGGCUGUGCUUGCUCCAGAGAAGACUAGCCUCAUCACAUUUGCUGUGGAUUCUUUAAAUUCAGGCUCACCCAAGAAGCGACUCUAUGGGCUUAAGAUGCUGCUAACCUUUCUUGAAAAGGAUCCCUUGAAGACCAAAGCCAUAUCGGAACUCACCACUUCCAUAAAGACAAUGACCUGCUUGAUCAGCAUGUUGGGUUGAACGAGUGAAGGGGAUAAAGAUAUUAGAUUAUUUGCUGCAAAGGUCACAGCCAAGCUCGCUGAUAACCUCUACAUUGUCCCUAUCCCUGGGGCAAUGCAGCUCAUAGCCUCACUUCUGGACACUGCUCACCGGCAGAAAUUAAAGGAUCCUCUUCUGGACAUUGGCAGCCCCAAGACAAAACAGUAUAGUCCGAUUCAACAAGUUAGAAGGAAUGGACAGACCUCCCCGAUGCUUAAAAGGUUGAAAGAGUUGUCAAUAUACUGUUUGAUUCCAAGGAAGGAGCCAACUAACAUGGAUGAACAAAACUCCCAUGUACUCCGAUGCUGGAAGCGGAUCACAAAACGUUGGUCUGUUCCAGAGGAGGAGCCAUCAACAGAUCAAGAUCUCCUACCUUUGUUGGGCAUGUUAAUUCUUGAUAGCCUUGCUAGCUUUGAUCUUGAGAACUGUAUAGAAAUCAGCAGAGCAACUGGCCUCAUCUCAAAGAUCAUAGAGUUCACAAGCAGCAUAACUGAAAUGACUAAUAUUAAUGAGACACAGCAGGCACUGCUGAAAGGUUCAUCACUGGAGCUGCUGACAAGAUUUUCAAGUACUAAAGGGGAAUUUGGUGUAAUUAUGCGUCAGAAGAUUUCAGAACAUCCCUUCCUUUUGGGCCAUCUUGCAGAUAUCUUGGAUGACAGUGGGAGUAGCCAAGAACUUAUGGAGCUCACAUCAGAACUCCUUAGAAAUCUGGCCAUGGAGGGAAAUACAAAGGAGGAGAUUGGACAAAUCCGAGUGAUCAUUAGCAGGUUGAUGCAUGCAUUUCUCAGCCAAGAUGCACUCUCAAGUACGGAUUCAGGUCAGCGGCUACGAAUGAAAUCAGGACAAGCGCUGGCAGUAUUGGCAAUGGAGAGUGCGAAUAACUGUUCCGUUAUGUUAGCAGAACCAGGGUACGUAUUCAUCAAGGAACUCACACUUAUGAUCCAUAGUGACAGGUACAGGUACGUAGCAUCAAUCUUGUUGCGGAAUAUGUGUGUGCAUGCUCGACCAGUGCUUCGCAACUCUGACCUGAAGGAAAUCUCCUACAUUGUGAGAGAGGUACUGGAAGGAAUAAUGGAUGCAGAAGGGAAAGAACUGGAGGUCCUUGUUGAUCUUAGUUCACAAAUAUGUAAUGCCACUCCAGACGAUUUUGCGCGAGAACUAGAGCAUGGUCAGAUUAAGGAGACAUUUAUAAAGAGGCUUGUCGAUGCACUUUACUCAAAUAUGAUACCCACUGCUCACUGUCCCAGCAUCAGGAGGGCGAUAGUUGAACAUGCCAUAUACAUGAUGGAAUCCAAUACGGUCUAUGCUAGCUGUUUCAAGAACUGUGGGAUGAUGGAAGCACUACUAGUGGUAGAGCGUACACCUUCAAGGGCUGGAAACUACAGGUUCUUCUCAGGUGAUGCAGGACUCAUGGAGCACAGCAUACCUCUAUCCACACUUGUGGCUAGAGCAAAAGAACUGAUGGACCGUGAGUAGCUACAAGGCAUCGGCAGUGAAGUGUCACCUGAAUAUGUGUUUAGAAGAUAUUGUACUCCUACUAAUAGUAUAUACUGGGACUUGUAGACUCAAUUUGCUCACCACAAUAGCGAGUUACACCAAGGAGAUCCCAGGAAACUAGAAUUGAUAUUAAGCAGUUAAUUUGUGUAUAACAAGUUACAAUAUAUGUAUCAUGAUGAUGGCAACUUAAAUAAUGAAUGUUAAGACCAUGGAUAUAUGAAAAAUGAUGAAUCUUUUUUGUAAUUCAA
Triticum dicoccoides is the source of this 5012-nucleotide messenger RNA. RefSeq lists its product as uncharacterized. Bases 3343 to 4743 code for a protein of 466 amino acids. The record is from RefSeq and is a predicted model, not a curated record. The transcript is spliced from 3 exons. NCBI's taxonomy places the organism in Eukaryota, Viridiplantae, Streptophyta, Magnoliopsida, Poales, Poaceae.